Molecule: messenger RNA, 2299 nt
Organism: Osmerus eperlanus (European smelt)
Lineage: Eukaryota; Metazoa; Chordata; Actinopteri; Osmeriformes; Osmeridae
Gene: sgsh
Product: N-sulfoglucosamine sulfohydrolase (sulfamidase)
Biological process (GO): heparan sulfate proteoglycan catabolic process; glycosaminoglycan catabolic process
Molecular function (GO): N-acetylglucosamine-6-sulfatase activity; N-sulfoglucosamine sulfohydrolase activity; glycosaminoglycan binding
Source: RefSeq, a predicted model, not a curated record
CAGUGGGCGGGACUUACGAAGAGUCAGGAAAAGCGAGUUGUGUGUCAAGUUUCAAUCUUAAUUUUAAAAUCAUGAAGAUCAUUUGGAAGUAAACUAGAUAGUUCAUCCAGAUAAUUUGGAAGUAAACUAGAUAGUUCAUCCAGAUAAUUUGGAAGUAAACUAGAUCGUUCAUCCAGAAUGCGCGUUUCGCAUGGAUUGGCGUUUCUGUUUCUUACGGCGAUGUGCUACGUAGGAAAAUCAAAGAGGAGAAAUGUUUUGCUGAUUAUAGCGGACGAUGCUGGAUUUGAAACCGAAGUCUACAAUAACUCGGUGGUCCGCACCCCGCACCUGCGCGCUCUGGCCCGCCGCAGCUUGUUGUUCCAGAACGCCUUCACGUCCGUUAGUAGCUGUUCCCCCAGCCGCUCCACCAUCCUCACGGGGCUACCGCAGCAUCAGAAUGGCAUGUACGGUCUGCACCAGGGAGUCCAUCACUUCAACUCCUUCGAUGGAGUCCAGAGCCUUCCUCUGCUACUCAGCAAGGCCAACAUACGCACAGGUAUAAUAGGGAAGAAGCACGUGGGUCCUGGUCCAGUCUACCCCUUCGACUUUGCCUACACCGAGGAGAACAACUCCGUGCUGCAGGUGGGCCGCAACAUCACACGAAUCAAGCUGCUGGUCCGGAAGUUUCUACAGACGCAGAAGGAGGGGGGAGGAGGGGAGGAGGAGGAGCGUCCGUUCUUCCUCUACGUGGCGUUCCACGACACGCACCGCUGUGGCCACUCCCAGCCACAGUACGGAGCCUUCUGUGAGAAGUUUGGGAACGGGGAGAGCGGGAUGGGCAGAAUUCCCGACUGGAAGCCGGAAUACUACACCCCCGAGCAGGUCCAGGUCCCGUACUUCGUACCCGACACACCCACGGCUCGCGCUGACAUCGCUGCCCAGUACACCACUGUGAGCAGGCUGGACCAGGGUAUUGGGCUGGUCCUGCGGGAGCUGAGGGAGGCUGGCUAUGAGAACGACACGCUGGUCCUCUACAGCUCCGACAACGGCAUCCUUCCCAACGGCAGGACCAACCUGUACCACUCCGGAACCGCAGAACCCAUGCUGGUGUCCUCGCCGGAACACAGGGAACGCUGGGGGGCAGAACAGCCAGGCCUACGUCAGCCUGCUGGGUGAGAGGGGGGAGAGAGCCAGGCCUACGUCAGCCUGCUGGACAUCACCCCCACCAUCCUGGACUGGUUCUCGGUGCCGUACCCGUCCUACCGGCUGCCCGGUACCCCGUCCGACCCCGUGACCCUGACCGGCCGCUCCCUCCUCCCCGCCCUCGCCGCCGAGCCCACCUCCUGGAACACCGUCUACUCCAGCCAGAGCCUGCAUGAGGUGACCAUGUACUACCCUAUACGCUCCAUCCAGCAGGGGGCGUAUCGGCUGCUCCACAACCUACACUACCGCAUGCCCUUCCUAGACCAGGACCUGUAUGUAUCUCCCACCUUCCAGGACCUCCUGAACCGGACAGUGUGCGGUCGUUCCACCGGCUGGUUCAAGACCCUGGACCAGUACUACUACCGGCCCCGCUGGGAGCUGUACGACCGGCGCGACGACCCUCAUGAGACCCGGAACCGGGUGUCCGACCCGGCCCUCGGCCCCGUGCUGGAGGCCCUGCGGGGGGGCCUGGAGAAGUGGCAGUGGGGGACCGGGGAUCCCUGGGUGUGUGGCCCCGACCGGGUCCUGGAGGACAAGAUGGAGCCCAGAUGCAGACCGCUCCACAACGACCUCUGAUUGGAGGGGAGAGGAUGGGUUGUGGGGGUCGGGCCCUCUGAUUGGACGGGAUAGGAUAGUCCUGGUCGACGGGUUGUGUCGGGGUCUCUGAUUGGACGGGAUUAGGAGCAGCGACUGGAACACGGUUGGGUUGUAUGUGGUUUAGAUUAGUUUGUUUGUAACCUGAACAUUUUAGCUGGACACUGAAUUGACCACAACUGGUUUCGAGAGGCCAGCACAGAGAGACUGUGUGUUUCUGGUUUUGACUGCAACAGGACCACAAACGGAUCGAAAGGGAAUCCAACCGACCACCUUCAGUCACACCACACUGCAAGUUCAGACCACAAGUCAACCACAAAGAUGACAUAGACAGACACUGGGAGCAGUGGGUCUUCAUCCAGACUCUGAUGUGGUCCCAAACCUGUCGCUCUUUAUUUUCUUAAAACAUUCCGGAUUUUUUUUUUAACUUUCUUUCAAAUCAAUCACAUGCAUUGAUUUGAUCAAAACUCAUAGGUCAUGGCGCAUUGUGUGUAUUUAAUAAACUGUAUAUUCUUCUACUGUA